CUUGGUCAACCUGGAAUGCUUGGCUUCCGGAAUCCACCCUGAAACGUCGCUGCUCCGUAGCAUUUCUUUGAAUACACCAUUAUUUAAUUAGAGGGAAACGGAAAGAAUGGGAAUACAAGGGGGGAGGGAGAGCCUAUUUUUUUCCUUCAAGUUCUCGCACUUCGCAAAAAUGUCCGGGACUUGGCUGCUGCUACUUCAAUUAUUAUCCCUCACCUUGGUUUCACACUUGUUUCAUACUUCCCUCGGUGAUGUCGGCACGGCGGCCCAGUAUUCUCCCCCGUAUUUACCCACGGCAUGUUACGGAAGCGACCCAUCUCCGUUCCCGUCGAGCAAUUUGUUCGGGGUGGCCGGCGACGGGAUAUGGGACAAUGGCGCGUCGUGUGGGAGACAGUACUUGGUGAGGUGCAUCAGCGCUUCAAAACAGGGCGCUUGUAUAAGAGACCAGACAAUCCAGAUUAAGAUUAUUGAUUAUGUCGGCUCAGCGCCUUCUUUGCCGACGGCUAAUGACACCACCAUGGUUUUGUCCAAGACUGCUUACGAGACCAUAGCAAAUCCAGCCAUUGCUGAUCAAUUCAUCAAUAUAGAAUUCCUACUGGUAUGAGUUGGGAAGUGGCAUUGGCUUGAAUCCUGCCUCAACUAGAAGAACAAGGCAGACAAAGAAUGAGGAAGAAGAAAUAUAUCUACAUGUACAUGCAUGUGACUUGUGUAAUUUUGAUUGGUCAGUGACUGAUUGAUUGGUGGCUUAUUAUUUAUAAGGAAUUUUUAUUUAUUUAUUUCAAUAACGCGUAUAUAAAUA
Molecule: messenger RNA, 796 nt
Organism: Corylus avellana
Lineage: Eukaryota; Viridiplantae; Streptophyta; Magnoliopsida; Fagales; Betulaceae
Product: EG45-like domain containing protein
Source: RefSeq, a predicted model, not a curated record